Zonotrichia albicollis (white-throated sparrow) is the source of this 627-nucleotide messenger RNA. NCBI's taxonomy places the organism in Eukaryota, Metazoa, Chordata, Aves, Passeriformes, Passerellidae. The record is from RefSeq and is a predicted model, not a curated record.
AUGGCCAUCAAGGUGGUGCCCCUGGACGUGGCCUGGGACUCCUUUGAUGACCAGUACCAGGGCUGUGGCCCUGCCCUGAAUGCAAAGUGGUCAUCCCUCUACAACUCCAAGUCCCAGAAGAAUCGUCCCUUUGCCUGGGGCCGUGGCUCUCAUGGCCUACACAUCCUGUACAUGUACGGGGACUUCAAUGCAGUCGUGUGCGCUGCCGGGCGCUCCCGCCAGGAAUACCAGAACAACUUGUGCUUCAAAACGCUGCAUUUCCUACUGACCCAGGCCCUGGUGACGCUGAGGCAGGGUCAGAACAGGCAGUGUCACCAUGUGUUCUGGGGCAUGCGUGAUGUUCAUUUCCAGGCAUGGCAAGGCCAGAGCAUCCGGUUUGGUCAAUUCACAUCGAUGUGGCUGCGUAAAGAGAUUGCUCUGCACUUUGGGACAGACACAAUUUUCGAGGUGCACACGUGCCAUGGCGUGGACAUCCAGUGGUUCUCCAUGUAUCCAGGGGAGGAGGAGGUGCUGAUCCCACCAUAUGAGACCUUUGAGGUCACCAAAGUCACCCAGAAUGGGAAGAGGACAUGGAUCAGUCUCCGUUCUGCUGGGACUUUCAGCAAAUAUAACUGCGAGUGGCACUGA